AUGUCUAAUAAUACUUCUUUUCCAUCAGUCCAAGAAUUUAAUGAUUGGAGCCCAGAUAAAGUUAUUGCUUUUCUGAAGUCUUAUAAUAAAGAAAAAAAGUUAUUUCUUGAAGAUGAAGACAUUAAAAUAAUUGAAGAUAACCAGGUUUGCAGUUCAGUCUUCCUCGAGUUGAGUAUGGAAGAACUCAUCAAAGAUGGUUUAAAAAGAGGACUGGCCAAAAUGAUCAUUAAGUUAAUCAAAACAAUUAAAGGCGAAGGACAGAAGCAACAGCUUCAAGUAGCUCCCUCUAUAUUAUUAGCACCAGGAGUUAAUCCGAGGCCUGAUCAGCUUUUUAAUAAAUUUAACUUGGCAAAUUUCCUUAACGAAAGUCCUCUAGUAAAAAUACUAUUUGCACCUAAUCAUUAUUUCCAAUUUAAUACUAGCCUGGGUGGUAUAACUAAAAAAGAGCAAGAUACAUAUUUUGUACUAAGUACAGAAGCAGAAUGCACUUCACUUUAUUCAAGACUUAUAACACCGUUAAUUUAUCCUUCCUCAUAUGGAAAAACUGAAGACUCGUAUCAUUGUUUAUGGGAUAGUGUUAUUAAAAAUACAAUAGAGACAUUUGGGAUGCAUAGCGGUAGUUUGUCAAAAUUGGAAUUUGAUUACAAUAUGAGUGAAGAGAAGUCUCGGGAAGACUCAGGAGAUCCUUCAAGUAAAUUAGUUGGUAAAAUAGAAGAUUGGUCUUAUGGAGAUGCUCCAUAUAUAUUUGUAUACUAUGCUAUUGGUGUUCAAGUCAUAUUGGUUAUUUUGUAUAAGCCUGAAAAUAAAAAGAGAAAACUGAAUGUUUGUUCUGAAAAAAUUGCAGAAUUUGAUUUAGGAUGUUUGUUGGAUAGAAUUCGCAUCAUGAAUUUUCUUCAAAAUAUUUGUCAUCUAUUACCUCUUAUAGUGAAUUUAUGCCCUCCGAGAGAAUCACCAGAGUUUCAAACAAUUUUUCGACCAAGUGGAACUGUUAUUGAACUUGGGUAUACAAUUAAAAAAAAAUUUGCAGAUGAAAGGCAAGUUACUCAUUUAAAAGAAAUUUAUGAAAUGCUAAGCGCAAAUAAUAUUAGAUUUUCCGACAAAUUAGAACAUUUAUCUAUACAUUCUGUUAAUUUGGUGCCACAUGGAGAACAACAUGAAUCACAUGAUCUCAAAGAAUUACUGCAGACAUUAAUUUGUACACUAACUUGUUUAAAGCCCAAACUGAUAAUGCACAGAGAUGUUCGAUGGCCAAAUAUUAUUCACCAUUAUGACGGAUAUCAAAGAUUUAUUUUAAUUGACUUUGACUAUGCUGACUUUUUCCCUUCUGAUGAGCCUUUAGAAGAAUUUUCUGAAAGUGAUCAUGCUCCUGAAAUGCUAAAUAAAAAGCAUGAUUUUAAGGUUGAUAUAUGGGGCAUUGGGAACUUAAUUGGGUCAUGUAAUAUCACAGGCAUUUCUUCAGAACUUUCAAGUUUCAGCACAGAUUUGUGUAAAAGUAAUCCAAAUAGACAACCAACUACUUCAGUUGCUCUCGAUCAGUUUUCAAAUGAUGACUGGCUAGAAAGGAUUGAAACUACAUAA
Molecule: messenger RNA, 1578 nt
Organism: Cetraspora pellucida
Lineage: Eukaryota; Fungi; Glomeromycota; Glomeromycetes; Diversisporales; Gigasporaceae
Source: the annotation of a GenBank genome assembly